Molecule: messenger RNA, 1232 nt
Organism: Lates calcarifer (barramundi perch)
Lineage: Eukaryota; Metazoa; Chordata; Actinopteri; Centropomidae
Gene: calm2a
Product: calmodulin 2a (phosphorylase kinase, delta)
Exons: 6
Coding region: 156-605 (149 amino acids)
Molecular function (GO): calcium ion binding
Source: RefSeq, a predicted model, not a curated record
UAUUAAAAAGAGGAGGAGUUUAGGAUAGCCGUUAAAGGCGAGUCCACUUGCCUCUUUCUCAGUGUGUUCAUAGAGGUUGUCAGUCCGCGUAGGCUUUGUGUUGGCUUUGGUUGUUACGGAUUUUGUCGUGAACUAGCCGCUGCAUCUACAUCGAAAUGGCUGAUCAGCUUACAGAAGAGCAGAUCGCUGAAUUCAAGGAGGCAUUUUCGCUCUUUGACAAGGAUGGAGAUGGCACCAUCACCACCAAAGAGCUGGGCACAGUCAUGCGCUCUCUGGGCCAGAACCCCACAGAGGCAGAGCUGCAGGACAUGAUCAAUGAAGUGGAUGCUGAUGGAAAUGGAACGAUAGACUUCCCAGAGUUCCUGACCAUGAUGGCCAGGAAGAUGAAGGACACAGACAGCGAGGAGGAGAUCAGAGAAGCAUUCCGUGUCUUUGACAAGGAUGGCAAUGGAUACAUCAGUGCUGCUGAGCUGCGCCAUGUGAUGACAAACCUUGGAGAGAAGCUGACUGAUGAAGAAGUGGAUGAGAUGAUCAGAGAAGCAGACAUUGACGGAGAUGGACAGGUCAACUAUGAAGAGUUCGUACAAAUGAUGACGGCGAAGUGAAGGCCUUGUACAGAUUUCGUAUAUAAAUAAUUUGCCUUUUUUUCUUUGUGUAAUUUAUCUGUAAAAUCUUAAUAGCCCCUUUUGUCCCUGCCCCUUCUGCUGUCCAAAGGAACUGCAUGUAAACUGCAUAGGCUCUUGUCCCCAUGUCCCUUUCUUUUGCUGUCAUGGUGUUUUGGAGUGACAGAACGGUCAUACAACCAGAUGCCUGUGGAGGCCCCUUGGAGCUGGAGAACUUCGAAUCUUCCUGUCUUGUGUGCUCGGGGCCCCUCCACGCAUGGCGACAUUGGAAACCUGUCAGCUGGUUGUCACUUGGCAACACUGUUGGCAUGGAAACAAUGUAGAGGAGUUUAAACUCUGCAUGGACUACGGACAAAGUAUAUAUGGAAAUCUCUCAGCAUUGCACUACUGCAAAAAAAUUACACGGGUGUAUCUCCUAGGUACUCGUACAAACUCUUUUUGUAUCUGCUGUUCUAUAUACCAGAAAACGACUAAUCUUAUCAUGCUUUUUAAUGUUUUACUCACUACUUUUACUUUUCUUUAUUUCUUUUUUUUAAUGACCUCUGGUCAUGCCUCAAAUAAUUCAUUCCAAGUUGUAUAUUUUUGUUUUCCAAUAAAAUUUACAAUCUA